Messenger RNA from Thlaspi arvense, 783 nucleotides. The record is from the annotation of a GenBank genome assembly. Lineage: Eukaryota; Viridiplantae; Streptophyta; Magnoliopsida; Brassicales; Brassicaceae.
UUCAUGUGCGUGGUACUUCUUCAGAUGCAGCUUUUGCUCAAUGCUUUAUUUUGGGUGUUGUACAGACGGAAAAUUCGUUCUAUUUCUCCUAGGCGCCAUCGGAGUCGAUCUGUUACUCCUAAGCGACGUUCUCCAACACCAAAACGUUACAAAAGACAAAAGAGUAGGAGCUCCUCUCCGUCUCCUGCAAAAAGAUCUCCUGCCACAACCCUUGAGGCAGCUAAACAGAGGAAUGUAGAAAAACUAAUAAGAGAGGAGGAAGAGCGGAAAAGGCGACAGCGGGAAGCGGAACUGAAGCUAAUAGAGGAAGAAACUAUGAAACGGGUUGAAGAAGCUAUUAGAAAGAAGGUUGAAGAAAGCUUACAGUCAGAGAAAAUCAAAAUGGAAAUUCUGACGCUGUUGGAGGAAGGACGGAAGAGACUAAAUCAAGAAGUCGCUGCUCAACUUGAGAAGGAGAAGGAGGCUUCUCUUGUCGAGGCUAAAGACAAAGAGGGCGUGAGGCGGUGUUUGUCGCAGGAAAGAGAGCAACAAGAGAGAGAAGAAAUUGAGAGAAUAGAGGAAGAGAAGCGUCAGAAAGUGGAAGAAGCUCAGAGAAAAGAAGCGAUGGAGAGGCAAAGGAAGGAGGAGGAACGUUAUAGGGAGCUCGAGGAGCUGCAACGACAGAAGGAAGAAGCGAUGCGAAGGAAGAAAGCUGAAGAGGAAGAAGAACGUCUGAAACAGAUGAAACUGUUGGGUAAAAACAAAUCGCGCCCUAAGUUGUCUUUUGCCUUGAGCUCCAAGUGA